UAAGUAAAUAAAUAAAUAGAUUAUAGAGACAGGGUAUUCCUUUUGCAGUUGGAGCGGAGCAUCCAGUGGAACACUCGCAGCUAGGCAGCUCUCAACGCCAUGGCAGUCGGCAAGAACAAGAGGAUUUCCAAGGGGAAGAAGGGAGGAAAAAAGAAGGCUGCGGAUCCUUUUGCUAAGAAGGACUGGUAUGACAUUAAGGCUCCCUCCGUAUUCACCACCAGAAACAUCGGCAAAACUCUUGUUACCCGUACUCAGGGUACCAAGAUUGCCUCAGAAGGUCUGAAGCACCGUGUCUUUGAGGUAUCAUUGGCUGAUCUUCAGGGUGAUGAGGAUCAUGCCUUCAGGAAGAUUCGGUUGAGAGCUGAGGAUGUUCAAGGAAGGAAUGUCCUUACAAACUUCUGGGGUAUGGACUUCACAACUGAUAAAUUGAGGUCACUAGUGAGGAAGUGGCAAUCAUUGAUUGAGGCUCAUGUUGAUGUUAAAACUACCGACAGUUAUACAUUGAGAAUGUUCUGCAUUGGCUUUACCAAGAAGCGUGUUAACCAGCAAAAGAGGACAUGCUAUGCUCAGUCCAGCCAGAUCCGUCAGAUUCGUCGCAAGAUGCGUGAAAUCAUGGUUAACCAGGCACAAUCAUGUGAUCUGAAGGACUUGGUCCAAAAGUUCAUUCCUGAAUCAAUUGGCAGGGACAUUGAGAAGGCCACUUCUAGCAUCUAUCCUCUGCAGAAUGUGUUCAUUCGCAAAGUCAAGAUCUUGAAAGCUCCCAAGUUUGACCUUGGCAAGUUGAUGGAGGUCCAUGGUGACUAUUCAGAAGAUGUUGGUGUGAAGGUGGACAGGGCGGCUGAUGAGCCAAUUGCUGAGGCAGCUGAACCAGUAGGAGCUUAAAAUGGAAUUUUUCUGUGUUACCAUAAUGAUAUAAUUCUAAAAAGCAAUUUCUCAAGCAAGACAAUGUUUCAUGUACUUCCUCUUUCAUCAAUUUUAGAGAAUGCAAAAAUAGUAAUUAUUGGCUUUCUCAUUUUAGAUACCUUGUGCUUGCCAUUUGAAAUCAUAUGUUUGAACAAAAAUAGUGUUCAUCAUUCUACUGAAAUUAAAUCAAAUUUGUUGUCUGUCAA
Molecule: messenger RNA, 1109 nt
Organism: Ipomoea triloba (trilobed morning glory)
Lineage: Eukaryota; Viridiplantae; Streptophyta; Magnoliopsida; Solanales; Convolvulaceae
Product: 40S ribosomal protein S3a-like
Exons: 7
Coding region: 100-882 (260 amino acids)
Biological process (GO): translation
Cellular component (GO): cytosol; ribosome
Molecular function (GO): structural constituent of ribosome
Source: RefSeq, a predicted model, not a curated record